Macadamia integrifolia is the source of this 1486-nucleotide messenger RNA. RefSeq names its product NADH kinase-like. The record is from RefSeq and is a predicted model, not a curated record. NCBI's taxonomy places the organism in Eukaryota, Viridiplantae, Streptophyta, Magnoliopsida, Proteales, Proteaceae. Gene Ontology annotation, molecular function: NAD+ kinase activity. Bases 424 to 1233 code for a protein of 269 amino acids. Gene Ontology annotation, biological process: NAD+ metabolic process; NADP+ biosynthetic process. The transcript is spliced from 6 exons.
UCAUGUUCCUAGAUAACCAACUCAAGUUGACAAACCCAACACAAAUGGGAACGGAUCCACCGAAAUAGAAGAACGGGGAAAAUUGUGACUUCAAAGACUUGAAUACCAACAGCCUCGACAUAGAGAGAGAGAGAGGAGGAGGAGGAGGAGGAGGAGAAAAUGUCGAGACGAAGAUUGCUUGUGUUGCUGAAGCCCGGGAACAUCUAUCAACCCAGGUGUUCGGAUGGCGUUUCUCGGGUUAGAAACCCUCAGAACUGGUGAGCAGAAAAAGAGAAAACCCAUGUGAAGAUGUUUCCCUUGAGUGCCUUGGUCUCACUCAAUAGACACUAAACUGGAGAUAUUGUCAGACCCUAUAUGCUCUUGGAGAAAUUGAUGAUGUGAAAAAAGAUUCUAGGUUACUUGGAGAGCAGGUGUAAGGUUCACAUGGAUGCAAUCAAAUUUUGUCAAGAUAUUUUGCGGCGAAAGGCGGUUGACUGGGAGCCUGUUUUGCGGAGUGAUCUAGUGCAACCUAUCCGCAAUGUGGACCUGGUUGUCACUAUUGGUGGUGAUGGCACUCUUUUGCAGGCAAGUCACUUCAUGGAUGACUCGAUUCCAGUUCUAGGAGUGAACUCUGAUCCCACACAAGUCAAGGAGGUGGAAGAGUUCAGUAAUGAGUUUGAUGCUACCAGGAGCACUGGCUAUCUCUGUGCAGCAACUGCUGAAAACUUUGAACAAGUGUUGGAUGACAUUCUCGAGGGUCACAUGGUUCCUUGUAAAUUAACAAGGAUAGCAAUACGUGUAAACAGUCAAUUGCUGUCAACCUAUGCUCUCAAUGACGUUCUUAUUGCACACCCAUGUCCAGCCACAGUUUCAUGGUUCUCAUUUAGAAUCAAAGGUGAUGGCCAGUUAUGCCACCCUCUUGUGAACUGUCGAUCAAGUGGGCUCAGAGUCUGCACUGCUGCUGGGUCUACAGCUGCAAUGCUCUCAGCAGGAGGAUUUACAAUGCCCAGUUCCAGUCGGGAACUCCAGUUUAUGGUAAGGGAACCCGUUUCACCUGGAGCAGCUAAGUCUAAGAUGCAUGGGUUUAUUAAAUCUGAUCAAUCCAUGGAUACGAACUGGUACAGUAAAGAAGGUAUGAUAUAUGUUGAUGGUUCUCAUAUGUCACAUUCUAUUCAACAUGGAGAUACCAUUGAAAUAUCAUCGAAGGCCCCAAUCUUGAAAGCUUUUUUGCCCUCCCACUUGAUAUCAGAGUAAGUUAAUUUAUGCCUAUUUGUCAAGCCAUAUUUUUCUAGCCAUAUGUUUCUAGGAAUAUCUUCAGAGGCUCCAAUCUUGAAAGUUUUUUGGCCCUCCCACUAUAUAUCAGAGUAAGCUAAUUUAUGUCCAUUUGUCAAGCCAUAUGUUUCUAGAGAGAUAGUAAAAUCACGAGCAGUUUAGCAAGGAAAUUGUAAAUGUACAGUUGAAAUUUUGAUCUAGUGGCAUAUAUGCAAGGGUUGACUUUAUUUUUUUA